Messenger RNA from Geodia barretti, 705 nucleotides. NCBI's taxonomy places the organism in Eukaryota, Metazoa, Porifera, Demospongiae, Tetractinellida, Geodiidae. The record is from the annotation of a GenBank genome assembly.
GGGUUGAUAACAACCAUAGUAUCACUGCUGAUAAUGACAGACUGGCAGGCCAUUGGCAGUGACGUCUGCACAGAGUACAGUCUGUUCCACAAUCCACAGCUGGCCAACCAGUACAGACUGCAACUGGCAGAGUCUAACAUGUCAGAGUCUGGGAUGGUGAGUGUCCAGAGUCUGCAGGUGGUGGAGGGAGAGGUGUACCAGAUGGCAGUCAACAGGUGUGAGUCUGCAGGGGAACACUGUCACUGGAUACCCAACUCCCUAGUGACUGGCAAACACUGCAGUGACUGCCAGCCAAUCUGCAGGAGCACUACACACACUCUCAACUUUGUGCAGUUUAUGUGUGGAGUGACACUGUUCCUUUUAACCAAUAUGCUUGGGUACAAUGGGUCAUUUUUGCUUCUGUCUGACUUAGUCAGCAAACAAUAUCAGGGAAUAAGUGCAGGUUCUAUGGUGGCUCUAAUUGGGAUAGCAAGAAGUGUAUUUCCUUUCUUACUGGAUGAUAUGUAUGAAGGUCAGCAGAAGAGGACCUACAUGACGAUGUUGAUUCAAGUUGGGCUAUAUCUACCACUGCUGGUUGGACUCCUCCUCCUCUAUCCCUGGCUGGCUGGGAGUCUGAAGAUACAGUAUUCUCUGGAGAAUGAGGAAGAAAAUGAGACUUAUAAACUCAGUUCAUCAAAAUCGAAUCUCUCAAAGAAAGAGGAAAAU